GAAAAAGAAAAGAAACGAAAACUUGUUUACGAGAGAAUGUGAAAGAUUUCUCAUCUUUCCCUUUAUUUUUGUUUCCCUUUCUUCGUCUUCGUUUUUCUUUUUCGACUUCACUGCUACAACCGGGAAAGACCCACCUUUCUUCUUCUUCAUUUAGCAAAUGUCCGGCUCAGGGCUUUCUUUCUUUUAAAUCCGUUGGAUUUUGCGAUUAGAAAAGACCAUGGCAAGUGAAUGUUCGGACGAAGGCUCCGAUCAACAGAGCGAGCGGUGCGGGAGCUACAGUUUGAGCGCUGACGUCAGCGAGUCCGAGAGUUGCAGCAGCUUCUCGUGUCGGCGUUUCGAUGGAGAGGGCUGUUCGAGUUCGAUGACGUCGUCCCCGAGGUUAAUGGCUGCCGGAGGGCUCGGUUUUCAGGUGCCGGUGAUUGGUGGGAAGGAUGUCGUGAUUUGGGACGACGAUGACGAGAAGACUGAGAAACGUGACGCAGAUUUGUCCGGAGCUGAGAUGAUGAAGGAGAGAUUUGCUAAGCUUCUUUUAGGAGAAGACAUGUCUGGAGGUGGAAAAGGAGUUUGUACUGCACUCGCCAUUUCGAAUGCGAUCACGAAUCUCUCCGCCACCGUGUUCGGUGAGCUAUGGAGAUUAGAGCCAUUAGCACCGCAGAAGAAGGCAAUGUGGAGGAGGGAAAUGGAGUGGCUCUUGUGUGUGAGCGAUUCAAUCGUUGAACUUGUACCAUCAAUACAACAAUUCCCCGGGGGAGGAACUUAUGAAGUCAUGGUGACAAGGCCAAGGUCGGAUUUGUACAUAAGCCUUCCAGCCCUUAAGAAGCUUGAUGCGAUUUUGAUUUCCAUGCUUGACGGGUUUCGUGAGGCGGAGUUUUGGUAUGUUGAUCGCGGGAUAGUUGUGGGUGAUGGUGGGGACUCUGGUGCUUAUUCUUCAUCUGUUUCUGGAGGGAGGCCCUCGAUUAGGCAGGAAGAGAAGUGGUGGUUGCCAUGUCCGAAAGUGCCCCCUAAUGGUUUGUCGGAGGAUACAAGGAAGAAGUUGCAACAAUGUAGGGAUAGCACAAACCAAAUACUAAAGGCAGCCAUGGCGAUUAAUAACAGUGUGCUCUCCGAGAUGGAGAUACCUACUGCUUACUUGGAGACGUUACCAAAGAAUGGAAAAGCUUGUCUGGGAGACAUUAUCUACCGCUACAUAACAGCGGACCUGUUCUCACCCGAAUGUCUCCUCGAUUGCCUUGAUCUGUCAUCCGAACAUCACACUCUGGAAACAGCCAACAGGAUCGAGGCGGCAGUACACGUUUGGAAGCAGAAAGAUCAGAGGAAACACAUGAAUCACAAGAAAGGUAGGCGCUCUUCAUGGGGAGGAAAGGUCAAAGGCCUUGUGUCUGACAGUGAAAAGAGUAACUUUCUAUCUCAAAGAGCUGAGACCCUCUUACAUAGCUUGAGGGUUCGUUUUCCCGGCCUUCCGCAGACGGCUUUGGAUAUGAACAAAAUUCUAUAUAAUAAGGACGUUGGGCAAUCGAUUCUUGAAAGCUACUCAAGGGUGAUGGAGAGUUUGGCCUUCAACAUUAUGGCAAGGAUAGAUGAUGUCCUAUAUGUUGAUGAUGCUGUCAAGCAUUGUGCUGAAGCCGAAUCGAUCUCCCUUUUCAGCAGGGGCAGCUUAAGCAGUCGUCCCAUACAGAGGCGAAUGUCUCCGAGUCCCUUUUCGAUUCAGCACACUCCUUAUGCAUCUCCUUUCGCAACACCGACCUUUUCUUCGACUCCAAUUACCGGUAGUCCAGGAAGGGCAGCCUCUAUGAAGAGAAAUGGUAUCAAGGAAGAACCUGACUGGAAACACGAGAAACCGUAUGCGGCCGAGUUUGAGAAGGUGUGGUCGUAUACAGGCAACCUCAGCGCAAGAAGGGUUUCGGAAAAUGCUCCCGAGAGAGACUGAAAUCAAAGAUUCAUAAUCAUAUGUAAGAUAAAGUACGAUGAAUAGUAGAGAAAGAAGUUAGUUUCAUUGGGUGUCUGAAUAUGGGUAAAUCUAGUAUUUGUAUAUUUCUUUGCA
Hibiscus syriacus is the source of this 2041-nucleotide messenger RNA. RefSeq names its product rop guanine nucleotide exchange factor 1-like. Gene Ontology annotation, molecular function: guanyl-nucleotide exchange factor activity. The coding region runs from base 218 to 1927 and encodes 569 amino acids. The transcript is spliced from 5 exons. Lineage: Eukaryota; Viridiplantae; Streptophyta; Magnoliopsida; Malvales; Malvaceae. The record is from RefSeq and is a predicted model, not a curated record.